AUGCCGCUUUCAUUCUUGCUAUUGCUCUCACUUAUCCCACCUUCGUCACUAGUAAUGGGGGGAUGUAGCAAUUAUGAUCCCGUAAAAAAAUGCCCGAAAGAGUCACCAUGUUGUAACAAUGGAUGGUGCUCAAAUAAUCCAAGGUUUUGUUCAACCGGUUGUGAUCCAGAUAAUUCCUAUAGUUCAAAAUCAUGCUAUCCUACACCAUAUUGCGUUAAUCUUUUUGAUAAUUUCGACGCGCCAAAGAUGAUAAAUGCCAAUAAUUUUUCUGGAAAUCCUAAUAACUAUGAUUGGACAUCUGAUUUCACACCGGAUUAUGCAAGUUAUAGUGAUAGUAAUCUCUUACUUUCGAUGAAAUAUGAUGGUGUCAAUAAAAAUUCCGUUGGUAAUUAUCAAGGAUUUGGAUCGACUGUCUCGUCGACGAGGUGGAUGGAAUAUGGAUGGAUAACUGCAAAGAUAAAGACUGCUUCUUCUAAGCUUGGUGUCGUAUCAUCGUUUAUUACUCGAGGUCUGCAAGGAGAUGAAGUCGAUUUUGAAUGGGUAGGUCUCGCCCCAAGUGAAGUACAAUCAAACUAUUAUUGGCAAGGUGUACUUGACUAUGGUCAUUCAACUCAUCACAAAAUCGGUAGUGACUCUUCCGCAGAUUAUCACAUUUAUGAGAUUGAAUGGAUGCCUGAUCAUAUUACAUGGUCUCUAGAUGGGAAACCGCUUCGUACGCUUCAAUUUGAAGAUACAAAAGCGUCGAAUGGUUCAUUCCUGUUUCCGUCAGGUCCACAACGAAUUCAAUUUAGUGUUUGGGACGGUGGGAUGGCUGCUGAAGGAACCGCAAAUUGGGCAGGUACUCCAACUGAUUGGUCUGAUAAGAGUCGCGUAUAUACAAUGUCUGUGGACUGGGUGAAUAUCACAUGUUAUUAUCAAGGAAAUGCUACUACGACAUGGCCACCCGAUGGAUAUGGACCAGAUACCACCACAAAUGGAACCACCCCAUAUCAGACACUUGGUGCAGGGAAUCCUACUCUUGGUGGACCAGGAGGUGGUAAUGUUGCUUCCAAUUAUAAUGCAACAAUUCCACCAUCUGAAAGUGCUGCGUUUCAAUUGAGUCAACUGAGUGUUGCAUUAAUCUCUUUGAUUUCAGCUUCAGCUAUUGUUUCAAUAUCUUUUUCCUUUAAGCAUGGGAAUUUAUAA
This is a messenger RNA of Ambispora gerdemannii, 1185 nucleotides long. The record is from the annotation of a GenBank genome assembly. Lineage: Eukaryota; Fungi; Glomeromycota; Glomeromycetes; Archaeosporales; Ambisporaceae.